Onychomys torridus (southern grasshopper mouse) is the source of this 662-nucleotide messenger RNA. Its product is annotated as putative ankyrin repeat domain-containing protein 20A5. The record is from RefSeq and is a predicted model, not a curated record. Gene Ontology annotation, molecular function: protein binding. The transcript is spliced from 4 exons. NCBI's taxonomy places the organism in Eukaryota, Metazoa, Chordata, Mammalia, Rodentia, Cricetidae. The annotation marks the transcript as partial.
AUGCAGGAAGACAUAGAAUAUGAUGUCCUUACUAUUCAAACCCCAAAGAGGGCUCGCUGGUACACCCGCCUGUGGCCCUCAUGCCUGGGUCAUGGGUGCUCGUGUCGCAAAAGACGAGGACAACAACGGAAAUUUCCCCUCUACCUGAUCGGGUAUGACCCUAUUGGAGAACUCCAAAGGGCAGCCAGUGUCGGGGACGUGACUUCAAUAGAGCAAUUUAUGAACAGCCAGGAACACCACGUGGAUGAGCACGACACAAAGCACAGGACACCACUCCAUUACGCCUGUGCACACAAUCAUCCAGACGUGGUAAAAUAUUUGUUAUCCAAAAAGGCCUGUAUUGACGUCCAGGAUGAUGAAGGCUGCACACCCUUGAUGAAGGCCACACAGAGGGACAAUGUGGAGUGUGUUUCGAUAUUACUGAUUGCGGGUGCUAAUCCCCACCUGAUGGAUUUAAGUGGGAAUACAGCCCUGCACCAUGCUGUUUCAAGGGGCAACACAACAAUUGCUAGCAAACUGCUUGAGUACAAUGCAAACAUUGAAGCAAAAACGGAGUGCGGGUUGACACCAUUUAAACUUGCAUUAUUUGAAGAAAAAUACCAAAUGGCACAGUUUUUAAAACAGAAUGGUGCAAUUGCACCUUUGGAGGUUGAGUCAUACAG